ACCAAAAUCAUCCAUCCAUGAUGCUUUASAGAAGAAAUCAUACGGUACGACACCGUAGGUUGCAUUUCAAUGAUACUAGAAAACAUGCUGAUUGCGAGAGAACUAGAGUUGCAAAUAUUGCAAAUUUCAUAUCAAGCAAAAGGAAGAUAUUAAGCACAGCGAACAAGCAGCAUGGCACCUCCACCUUCUCAGCGGGGCAAGUUCCGACCRAAAAAGCCCCAAAAGAAAACAACAAAACAAGCCGCAGCGGGAGCGACAGCGGCAGCAGCGACUUCGUCUGCAGCCUCUGCGGCAACUUUCGACGCCGGUGCUAUUUCCAGUCAAAGAAACGCAGCCGCGGUUUCUGAAGGAAGGGCAGGAACCGAACGUGGGCGUGGAAGAGGCGAUGGACGUGGACGAGGUCGUGGAAGAGGGCGCGGUCGCGGGCGAGGAAGAAUACCAAUACCGCAGGGCACAGUGUUCUUUACAGGCGGUGAAAAGAAGUCAGAGUCGUCUAGAAAGGGAUCAGCGAGCAAACGAGGAAGCAGURUUACUGCUGGUUCAAGUCGAAACAAAGGAGAUGGAAAGAACAGCAGCAGAGGCCCAGGAAAAGAUGGUAGGGACGGAAAUGAUGGAAGCACAGAGGAAGUCGUAGGUCAACUGGAAACCGCAAUCGGAGGUACCGGAAAGGCGAAGAAAAAGUCGAUUCUAGAGAGAGAGUCUGAUUUCUUGGAGGAGGAUGGUCCURCAAAUGACGAUAAUCAGCCAAUGAACCUGAGUUUAACGGCAGGCUGCAUGUAUGAUUCCGACUCAAGUGACGACAGAUCAACCGGAAAGCCUAGRAACCUAUCGAUGAUAGCUCCACUCGAACUCCCGUUUCCAGAGAAGUCUCUGCCCAUGGGAGUGGGUUCUCUUUGCCCAAGAGAUAGCUACGUCGUUCCAGAUCCAAAAAACAGUGGUGUUGUGGAUGUCGAUCAUUCGGAAUCGGUGCAUUCGCCCUUUGUCUCCUUGCACAAAACUGAAGAURUUGUCGAGGAAAAGAAUUCAUGGUUUUUGGUGCAACUUCCGACCCGCCUUCCGCCAAUGCAAAGAAAUAAUGCUGAAAAUGGUGCCGGUGCCGGUGGAGGGGAUGAGUUGCUGAACGAAGAUAAUGAUUUGACGGACUCAAAGCCAUCUUCUUCGGACGCCAACAACGCCAUGAAUAACAUAUCCGAAGUUGUUGUCCCGCCUGUSUCGACCAGUCAUUUUGAUCAGGGUCUCGAUAAGGUUGCACCUGGUAGGAUUGGGAAAAUACUUGUAUACAAGAGUGGCAAGACGGUACUUGUAUUGGAGGACAGAAAUGGCAAGAAGGUAAGUUCUGUCGGAUUGGAGAGGAGUUUUUGAUUUCAAAACAAUGACAAAAUAAACUCUAAAAACUUUGUUCAUGAAAUUUCCUUCCUAGGUCACAAUGGAYGUGAACGAGGGCCUUACUUCUUCCUUUCACCAACAAGCUGUUUCCGUCAACGUCGAAGAAGGAACUUACAUUACACUUGGGAGUGUCGACAAGUCCAUAGUGAUUUCACCUGACCURACAAGCAUCUAGUCUCGUCAAAAACUAAUAGCAAUCAAUUUUUUUCAUWCCCGACAAUCGCUUUAUAACUGCCUUCUUGUAUUGUGUGAAACUCUUAUCUGGGAAAUAAAUAAUUUUUCAAUUC
This is a messenger RNA of Pseudo-nitzschia multistriata, 1673 nucleotides long. The record is from the annotation of a GenBank genome assembly. NCBI's taxonomy places the organism in Eukaryota, Bacillariophyta, Bacillariophyceae, Bacillariales, Bacillariaceae.